AGGAGGUGGAAAGAAGGGGGGCGCUGUCACGGAGACUCCGGCCGCCGGAGACCCCGCCGCAGCGAGGCCACUGGGCUCCCCGGUCGCAGGGCGUGAGCGCGCCAACCGGGACACCAGGGAGACACACCGGGCGAAGGAGGGGGCCUAUGUACCCUUCCGCAUUUUCCUGGGUCUCUCUCCCGGGCGGUGACGUGACGUGCUGACGGCGGGCCCGUGCCGGGGAGCUGGGCCGCUUUUUGUCAGCUCCGAGCUCGGCCCCUCCUCCCUCCCUCCGCCCGCCCCACCAGCCGGAGCCCGGCCCAGUGCUCCAGAGAAAGGCCGGCCUGCAGCACCCGCCACCGUCGCCGACCGCCCGCACGCCCGUCCGGAGCUGUGACUGAUGAGAAUUAAAGGCCAUGGAUGAAGAUGGGCUUGAAUUACAACCACAAGAGCCAAACUCAUAUUUUGAUGCAACAGGAGCUGAUGCUACACACAUGGAUGGUGAUCAAAUUGUUGUGGAAGUACAAGAAACUGUUUUUGUUUCAGAUGUUGUGGAUUCAGACAUAACUGUGCAUAACUUUGUUCCUGAUGACCCAGACUCAGUUGUAAUCCAAGAUGUUAUCGAGGACGUUGUUAUAGAAGAUGUUCAAUGUCCAGAUAUCAUGGAAGAAGCAGAUGUAUCUGAAACGGUCAUCAUUCCUGAGCAAGUGCUGGACUCAGAUGUAACCGAAGAAGUUUCUUUAGCACAUUGCACAGUCCCAGAUGAUGUUUUAGCUUCUGAUAUUACUUCAGCCUCAAUGUCUAUGCCAGAACACGUCUUGACGAGUGAAUCCAUACAUGUGUCUGAUGUUGGACAUGUUGAACACGUUGUUCAUGAUAGUGUAGUAGAGGCAGAGAUCGUCACUGAUCCUCUGACAGCUGACGUAGUGUCAGAAGAAGUAUUGGUAGCAGAUUGUGCCUCUGAAGCAAUCAUAGAUGCCAAUGGGAUUCCUGUGGACCAGCAAGAUGAUGACAAAAGCAACUGUGAGGACUACCUUAUGAUUUCCUUGGAUGAUGCUGGCAAAAUAGAACACGACGGUUCCUCUGGAAUGACCAUGGAUGCAGAGUCGGAAAUCGAUCCUUGUAAAGUGGAUGGCACUUGCCCUGAAGUCAUCAAGGUGUACAUUUUUAAAGCUGACCCUGGAGAGGAUGACUUAGGUGGCACUGUAGACAUUGUGGAGAGUGAGCCUGAGAAUGAUCAUGGAGUUGAACUACUUGAUCAAAAUAGCAGUAUUCGUGUGCCAAGGGAAAAGAUGGUUUAUAUGACUGUCAACGACUCUCAGCAAGAAGAUGAAGAUUUAAAUGUUGCAGAAAUUGCAGACGAAGUUUAUAUGGAAGUGAUUGUAGGAGAGGAGGAUGCUGCUGCCGCAGCGGCAGCCGCUGCCGCGCACGAACAGCAAAUCGAUGACAAUGAAAUCAAAACUUUCAUGCCAAUAGCAUGGGCAGCAGCUUACGGUAAUAAUUCUGAUGGAAUUGAAAACCGGAAUGGCACUGCAAGUGCCCUCUUGCACAUAGAUGAGUCUGCUGGGCUUGGCAGACUGGCUAAACAAAAACCAAAGAAAAGGAGAAGACCUGAUUCCAGGCAGUACCAAACAGCAAUAAUUAUUGGCCCUGAUGGACAUCCCUUGACUGUCUAUCCUUGCAUGAUUUGUGGGAAAAAGUUUAAGUCGAGAGGUUUUUUGAAAAGGCACAUGAAAAACCAUCCUGAACACCUUACCAAGAAGAAGUACCGCUGUACUGACUGUGAUUACACUACCAACAAGAAGAUAAGUUUACACAACCACCUGGAGAGCCACAAGCUGACCAGCAAGGCAGAGAAGGCCAUCGAAUGCGACGAAUGUGGGAAGCAUUUCUCUCACGCUGGGGCUUUGUUUACUCACAAAAUGGUGCAUAAGGAAAAAGGAGCCAACAAAAUGCACAAGUGUAAAUUCUGUGAAUAUGAGACAGCUGAACAAGGGUUGUUGAAUCGCCACCUUUUGGCGGUCCACAGCAAGAACUUUCCUCAUAUAUGUGUGGAGUGUGGUAAAGGUUUUCGUCACCCAUCAGAGCUCAAAAAGCACAUGCGAAUCCAUACUGGGGAGAAGCCGUACCAAUGCCAGUACUGCGAAUAUAGGUCUGCAGACUCUUCUAACUUGAAAACGCAUGUAAAAACUAAGCAUAGUAAAGAGAUGCCAUUCAAGUGUGACAUUUGUCUUCUGACUUUCUCAGAUACCAAAGAGGUGCAGCAACAUGCUCUUAUCCACCAAGAAAGCAAAACACACCAGUGUUUGCAUUGCGACCACAAGAGUUCGAACUCAAGCGAUUUGAAACGACACAUAAUUUCGGUUCACACAAAGGACUACCCCCAUAAGUGUGAUAUGUGUGAUAAAGGCUUUCACAGGCCUUCAGAACUCAAGAAACAUGUGGCUGCCCACAAGGGUAAAAAAAUGCACCAGUGUAGACAUUGUGACUUUAAGAUUGCAGAUCCGUUCGUUCUAAGUCGCCAUAUUCUCUCAGUUCACACAAAAGAUCUUCCAUUUAGGUGUAAGAGAUGUAGAAAGGGAUUUAGGCAACAGAAUGAGCUUAAAAAGCAUAUGAAGACACACAGUGGUAGGAAAGUAUAUCAGUGUGAGUACUGUGAGUAUAGCACUACAGAUGCCUCAGGCUUUAAACGGCACGUUAUCUCCAUUCAUACGAAAGACUAUCCCCACCGUUGUGAGUACUGCAAGAAAGGGUUCCGAAGACCUUCAGAAAAGAACCAGCACAUAAUGCGACAUCAUAAAGAAGUUGGCCUGCCCUAACAAUACUUCUACAGACUUUUGUAGAGAUGUUGGCCUUGAAGCAGAAAAUUCAUUUUAAAGCCACAGU
This is a messenger RNA of Eubalaena glacialis (North Atlantic right whale), 2865 nucleotides long. It is a transcript of the gene ZFX, whose product is annotated as zinc finger protein X-linked. Gene Ontology annotation, molecular function: RNA polymerase II transcription regulatory region sequence-specific DNA binding; DNA-binding transcription factor activity, RNA polymerase II-specific; metal ion binding. The transcript is spliced from 8 exons. Bases 396 to 2798 code for a protein of 800 amino acids. Gene Ontology annotation, cellular component: nucleus. Gene Ontology annotation, biological process: regulation of transcription by RNA polymerase II. NCBI's taxonomy places the organism in Eukaryota, Metazoa, Chordata, Mammalia, Artiodactyla, Balaenidae. The record is from RefSeq and is a predicted model, not a curated record.